This is a messenger RNA of Cryptomeria japonica (Japanese cedar), 1059 nucleotides long. RefSeq names its product photosystem I P700 chlorophyll a apoprotein A2-like. Gene Ontology annotation, biological process: photosynthesis. Lineage: Eukaryota; Viridiplantae; Streptophyta; Pinopsida; Cupressales; Cupressaceae. Gene Ontology annotation, cellular component: thylakoid; membrane. The record is from RefSeq and is a predicted model, not a curated record. Bases 1 to 1059 code for a protein of 352 amino acids. The transcript has a single exon.
AUGACAGGGGCAUUUGCUCAUGGAGCUAUAUUUCUCAUUAGAGAUUAUAAUCCAGAACAGAAUAAGGAUAAUGUAUUGGCGAGAAUGUUGGAGCAUAAGGAAGCCAUAAUCUCUCAUUUGAGUUGGGUUAGUUUAUUCCUAGGUUUUCAUACCUUGGGACUUUAUGUUCAUAACGAUGUUAUGCUCGCUUUUGGUACUCCAGAAAAGCAAAUCUUGAUUGAACCCAUAUUUGCUCAAUGGAUACAAUCUGCUCAUGGUAAGACCUUAUAUGGUUUUGAUGUACUCUUAUCUUCAGCAAAUGAUCCAACAUUCAAUGCUGGCAAAAGCCUAUGGUUACCCGGUUGGUUGAGUGCUAUUAACGAUAAUAAAAAUUCACUGUUCUUAACAAUUGGUCCCGGAGACUUUUUGGUUCAUCAUGCUAUUGCUCUAGGUUUGCAUACAACUACAUUGAUUUUAGUAAAAGGUGCUUUAGAUGCGCGCGGUUCUAAGCUAAUGCCUGAUAAGAAAGAUUUUGGUUAUAGUUUUCCUUGCGAUGGUCCGGGACGGGGCGGUACUUGCGAUAUUUCGGCCUGGGAUGCUUUUUAUUUAGCAGUUUUCUGGAUGUUGAAUACCAUUGGAUGGGUUACUUUCUAUUGGCAUUGGAAGCAUAUUACCUUAUGGCAGGGAAAUGUAGCUCAAUUUAAUGAGUCUUCCACUUAUUUAAUGGGAUGGUUAAGAGAUUAUCUUUGGUUAAAUUCUUCACAACUAAUUAAUGGAUACAAUCCUUUUGGUAUGAACAGUUUAUCUGUAUGGGCGUGGAUGUUCUUAUUUGGGCAUCUUGUUUGGGCUACUGGAUUUAUGUUUCUUAUUUCUUGGCGUGGAUAUUGGCAAGAACUGAUUGAAACUCUUGCAUGGGCUCAUGAACGCACACCUUUGGCUAAUUUAGUUCGAUGGAGGGAUAAGCCGGUAGCUCUUUCCAUUGUUCAAGCGCGAUUAGUUGGAUUAGCUCACUUUUCUGUAGGCUAUAUAUUCACCUAUGCAGCUUUUUUAAUCGCCUCUACAUUAGGCAAAUUCGGUUAA